Molecule: messenger RNA, 2937 nt
Organism: Lepus europaeus (European hare)
Lineage: Eukaryota; Metazoa; Chordata; Mammalia; Lagomorpha; Leporidae
Gene: SHCBP1
Product: SHC binding and spindle associated 1
Exons: 13
Coding region: 29-2047 (672 amino acids)
Biological process (GO): fibroblast growth factor receptor signaling pathway
Source: RefSeq, a predicted model, not a curated record
CUGGGGCUGCCUCCCGCGGAAAUUUGAAAUGGCUGAGGGUUUGCUGACGGGUGGCAGUCUGGGGUCUGCGGCCAUGGCGCAGGAGCUCACCGACUGGGUGGCCGAGGAGGAGCCGGCGCCCAUGGAGAAAGGUUUGUUCCAAGAUGAAGAUUCAUGCAGCAGCUGUAGCAGUCAUGAUAAGCCAGGCUCUAGUUUAAAAAGUUUUGUGCCAGAAGGAAAAACUCUUUUCCCAGAAAUUUUCCAAACAACUCAACUUUUGUUCUAUGAGCGAUUCAGCGCCUAUCAAGAUUACAUUUUAGCUGACUGCAAGGCCUCCGAGGUAAGGGAAUUCACAGCUGAGUUCUUGGAGAAGGUCCUUGAACCAUCUGGAUGGCGGGCAGUCUGGCACACUAAUGUAUUCAGGGUGCUGGUGGAGGUCACAGCCGUGGACUUUUUAGCCUUAAAGGCAGUGGUGCAGCUUGCCGAACCAUACCUCUGUGACUCUCAAGUGAACACUUUUACCUUGGAGUGUAUGAAGGAGCUCCUUGAUCUCAAGGAACAUCGGUUGCCCCUGCAGGAGCUGUGGGUGGUGUUUGAUGAUUCUGGAGCAUUUGACCAGACAGCGCUUGCAAUUGAGCAUGUCCGGUUUUUCUACCAAAACAUUUGGAGGAGUUGGGAUGAAGAGGAGGAAGAUGAGUAUGAUUAUUUUGUCAGAUGUGUUGAACCUCGAUUGAGAUUGCAUUAUGACAUUCUUGAAGACCGAGUUCCUUCAGGACUCAUUGUUGACUACCAAAAUCUGUUGUCUCAAUGUGAGGAGAGUUACAGGAAAUUUUUGAAUCUGAGAAGCAGUUUGUCAAAUUGUAACUCUGAUUCUGAGCAGGAAAAUAUCUCCAUGGUGGAAGGGUUAAAAUUGUAUUCUGAGAUCGAACAGUUGAAACAAAAGCUAAAACUUAUUGAGAAUCCUUUGUUGAGAUAUGUGUUUGGUUAUCAGAAGAAUUCUAAUAUCCAAGCCAAGGGCCUCCGUCCAGGUGGUCAGAAGGUCACCCAUGUGGUCUCUUCCACCAUGAUGACUGGUCUGUUGCGGUCCCUACUCAGGGACAGGCUCUGUGAGGACCCUUGUAAGGAAGAAACAGAAAUUCAGUUCCAUAGUGAUCCGUUGUCUGCCAUAAAUGCCUGCUAUGAAGGAGACUCUGUUAUUGUGUGUCCUGGUCAUUACGUGGUCCAUGGCACAUUCUCCAUUGCUGACUCCAUUGAGUUAGAAGGUUAUGGUUUACCAGAUGAUAUUGUGAUAGAAAACAGGGGCAAAGGAGAUACUUUUGUGGAUUGUACAGGUGUGGAUAUUAAAAUCUCAAACAUAAAAUUUAUUCAGCAUGAUGCUGUAGAAGGAAUCUUAAUCAUUCACCGUGGCAAGACUACAUUGGAAAACUGUGUAUUGCAAUGUGAAACUACAGGAGUCACAGUGCGAACAUCAGCAGAAUUUUUAAUGAAGAAUUCGGAUUUAUAUGGUGCUAAGGGUGCUGGUAUAGAAAUAUAUCCUGGGAGUAAGUGUACCCUGAGUGACAAUGGGAUCCAUCACUGCAAGGAAGGGAUCCUCAUUAAGGACUUCUUGGAUGAGCAUUAUGACAUUCCCAAGAUAUCCAUGGUGAAUAAUAUAAUACACAAUAAUGAAGGUUAUGGCGUUGUCUUGGUGAAACCUACCAUUUUCUCUGACCUGCAAGAAGAUGCUGAGGAUGGAACUGAAGAAUGUAAAGCACUUAAAAUGCAGACAAGUGGAGAGGCAGACACAGCUGAAAGAGUGGAUCUAGAAGAGCUGAUUGAAUGUGCAACUGGUAAAAUGGAGCAUAAUGCGAGAUCUGACCUUUCUGAGCAAGUCGAGGGAAAUUGUGAAAUUGUAAAUGAACUGGUAGCUGCCUCUACACAGAAGGGCCAGAUGAAGAAGAAAAGGUUGAGUGAACUAGGGAUCACACAAGCUGAUGACAACUUAAUGUCACAGGAGAUGUUUGUUGGAAUUAUGGGGAAUCAGUUCAAGUGGAAUGGGAAAGGGAGUUUUGGCACGUUUCUUUUCUGACUGCUAUGAUGUAAUAAAUAGCAAAAUACUGGAUUUGCACAUGUUGCCCUAACAGUCACUGCUGCUCUUGUAGUUUGCUUCAUAUCUGCAUUUUAUAUUCGAUAUAUUUGAUUGGAUUUUAGUGAAAUGUAGAUUUAUUUCUAUCUGCAAGUAUUGCACAUAAACACUCCCUCUUUAAAAGAAAGGUUAUAAAAACAUAUAAAACAGAAGAUUACUGGAGAUUUUUCAUCUAGAGAGUCUUGCUUUCUUAAAUAGAUAGUUCUUUCCUACUAAGCCUGGUGCUAACUUUCUGGUGUGCAUACACUUCAAUCCAGCACUUGAAAGAGGAGGAAGGAAAGCAGGAAAUGCAGACGAGUGCACAGAAGUGCAAUAGGUAUCAUGUGUGCAGUGUUCUUCGCAGAGUGGUCUUUUUUAUCCCAAUUACAGCAGAUCUGAUUCCCAUUCUGUAUUUGCAUAAUACUUGUCUUAAAAUAAAAGAUUUUAUGAUUGGGAAGUUAUCUGCCUAAUCAGACUUAUUAUUGAGAAUCUGAGUGGGAUGCAUUUUUAUGUUGAACUAUGCAAUCAUCCAAACAGUAAUAAAUAACAUAACAGGUUUGAAACAGAAGUGAAAUAUUUUGUUGAAAACCAAUGUGUGUGUAGAGCAUUUUCACUGUUGCUGAUUGUGAAUAAUUAAAAAGAAGUAUUUUUCUUUCACCAUAACAGUAUUCUGAUCAUAGUUCUUACACGGUCAAAACGAUUAUCUGUACAGCCUAUAUUGGCUACACAUUCUUGGUAUCAUAUGUGUAUUUUAAAGCACAGCUUUUAAAAAUAUUUAUUUAAAAAAGUAUGUAUAAUAUUAAUAUGCCUACUGAUUAAAAUUAUAGUGAUAAAAUAAUAAAAUUUGAGCCUGU